CGCUAUCGUCCCUCGAUGUCGACGCAGGAGUCGGCCGAUUUGGAAUCGAACGAGGAGCGUGUAGAGCAGAUCGUUGUGGGCGCGCUGUGCUGCGUGCGUAGUCGCCUCGUCCAGCUCGCGUGUGUGGGGCUGCCCAGUGGAUUGUGCUUGUGUAUCUACUUGUUUAGUCCAUCCCCUCGUCCCAACGCUGCCUUGAUUGUUGGUCUCGUGCCCGUGGGACUGUUUGCACUUGUGCUACUGUGCCUGCCAGGCUUGGUGUUUUGCAGUCAAGUCAACACCGACCACAACGACGCCCACCGAGCCCAUCGAGUGCUCAAAGCGAAGAACAUGGCGUAUCACGCGGCUGGUCAAGUCGCGUGUGACGCCGCCACCGACACCACCGGCGACACCCGACCGCCGAAUCCGUUUGCGCUGACCAUCGAAGCCGCCAAGACUAAUAGCGUGGAAUCCAUGGCGUGGAGCCUCGGCCAAGGCCAAAGCCCCGACGAAACCGACCAUCUGGGCCGGACGCCGUUGCAUUGGGCGUGUUGCACCGGCAGCGACGACGUGGCCGAGAUGUUGAUCAAAGCGGGCGCGGCCAUGGAUUUACACGAUCGACUGGAAGGGUUCACGCCGUUGCAUUACGCGGCCUUCUACGGCCACAUCAAGUUGACCAGACUCAUGGUGACCAAUGGAGCCAACAUGGAAAUCGCAUGCAAUGUAUGAAACACAUGAAUCCGCUGCAGUUGGCGGAAAUGGCCAGUUUGAAAGUGCACACGGUGCAGCCGUCCCAUCCGCUCAUUAUCAAAUACCUUCGAACGGCGAUGGGAGACCGCGCGACGCCGCCGCUCGAACACACUUGUGGACUGACAGUGGCGCGCCUGCUGGAUCGACAUGGAAGCAUUGGGGGCAACCCUCCUCAUAUAUCAUAGGGGUAAUCUGAAAUAGAAGCAAAACAACAGCCAUAUUCAGUGGACACUCGUUGCGGUUAAUGGAAUGUAUGAUGCGCGGCGGCUAAAGCACGUCGUCGUUGACGAGGAGUUCGUAGUCGUAGAUGCCGAUGGGGAUGUGUUGGGUGUCGGUUUGCACGGUGGACACGAUCUGCAGCAUGCCAUGACGCAGUUGACUCUCGAGCUGCAUGUGGUACUCGUCGGGGUUCGCACUCGGAUGGACAAGGACGCGGAUGGGCAAUGUCCACUUCUCCCACACCACUUUUUCUUCGUUCUGAACUAACCCGAACAACGCCUUGUUAACGCGCGUUUCAAAGAACAUCACCGUGAUGCGAUGCCCGCCCCCGCUGUGAUGGCGAGUCAUGUGUCGUUGAAACUGGACGAUCGCUGCGUCUACCUUGCGCGUAACCUCGGCCACGGGGCAGUACGCGUACGUGAUAGGUCGAAACCUGCAGUGAGCCUCGGCGGGACGCACCGGCCCCGGCGCACGUGUAAACAGGAUCGUGUGCAGCAGACACGCGACGCACUCGGCUAGUUCCGACACUCCCACGCGCAGCUCUUCCAACUCGUGCGUCACACCCGUCGACGAGGUCGCAUUCGCCAACUUGCCAGGAUACGCCAUUUUACG
Aphanomyces astaci is the source of this 1557-nucleotide messenger RNA. RefSeq lists its product as hypothetical. The record is from RefSeq and is a predicted model, not a curated record. Gene Ontology annotation, cellular component: cytoplasm; nucleus. The transcript has 8 exons. Gene Ontology annotation, molecular function: protein binding. NCBI's taxonomy places the organism in Eukaryota, Oomycota, Saprolegniomycetes, Saprolegniales, Verrucalvaceae. Bases 16 to 705 code for a protein of 229 amino acids.